Molecule: messenger RNA, 300 nt
Organism: Rotaria socialis
Lineage: Eukaryota; Metazoa; Rotifera; Eurotatoria; Philodinida; Philodinidae
Source: the annotation of a GenBank genome assembly
AUGCAAUCAAUCACAAUUUUCUCUUGUUUGAUCCUUGGUGCGGCUGUUCUCUCAGUUAAUAUGCACCCCAAUGGAGAUGGUCAUAAUCAAAGACCACCAUUCGGCAAUGGUACAUUUUAUCCUAAUGAAACUUUUCCAUCUCAUAUGAAUGGCAGCGUUGAAGAUCAUGGUAAUAAACCCACAGGAAAUGGUACAUUUGUUCCAGGAAAUUUCACUGCACAUUCACCACCACCAUCACAUGGAACCGGAGGUAAUGGUGGUCAUCUACCAAGAGGAUCUGGUGGUCGCUCAAGAUCGUAG